AUGUCUGCAGUUGCCAGUCACGUUGUCCCACCCAAAUCCAAGCUGGACUCGAUCCUGAGCUCUGGACUCGAGCACAACAUCGACCAUGAUCCUCUUGAGUUCUGGGACAAGGGUGUCUUUCUUAAUGAGCUUCUCAAGCAAGGUAUUGCACUCAGCACUAAUGAAAACGGAACUCUUGACGGAGAACUUGUUGCGGACGAAGGUCUCAAGAAGGGAUCCUACAAGGGUACCAGACUGGCUUUGACUGAGAUCUACAGCAUUCUGGAAGAUGCUGCUGUGUCCCAUUUCGACAAGUGCGGCUAUGAGCCAAUCUUUCCUGUCAAAAGGGAGCUUGACUUGAAGAAACGCAUCUAUCAAUGGAGUGACGGAACUGACGGCUAUCCUCCUCACUUGAAAGUUGAUGGUAAUGAUGAAGCGAACCUCCCUGCAGACGAGCGACAAAGCAAGCCGGGCUCCGCUAGAUCGGAGGGAGUUGGACAGAUCUUUGACAUGCAAGAAACGGCCUUUGUAGCCAAGAUUGCACAGGCAGUUUCUUUCAUUAUCCCCAAGGAUAUCGACCACGAGAAUACUCCCUACAAGGGGCCUACUCUCGCCGACGUUGAGAAGUUCAACAAGGCUCAGUUCCCAAAGACUGAUGGCGACGCCUCCAACCAGGAUAACCUCAACAAGGCCGCGGAUAUUAUGAAGGGCCGUAAUAUCGGCGAGUAUGACGACUGGUACUCGGACGCCCGGUUCGCCCAGCAGCACUUCAGCGGUGUCAACCCUAGCACAAUCGAGACUGCUCCCCAGGAGAAGAUCAAGGCUUAUAUCAGCGAAGCCCAAAAGCAAGGUCUCGACAAAGUCAAGGCAAUUCUCGAGGGUGGAAAGGACAUCCUUAUCCAAGACUAUUCCUACUUCAGAGAAGCUACCGGUCUUUCCAAUGAACAGACUUUCCAGAACACGGUGUAUGAACUCAAAGGCACAACACCAACUGGAAAGACUACUAGUCGAUACGCUGCCGCCUCUGUCGUUGUCUUCCAGCUUCACGAGGAUGGACGACUUCACCCAUUGGCUAUUACACUCGACUACAAAGGUUCACUGGACAGCUCCAUCACCAUCUUCAACCGAAGACUCUCGCCAGAUGACACAGGUGAUAUUGUUGAGAAGGAUGACUGGCCUUGGAGGUACGCCAAGACUGUUGCCCAAACAGCUGACUGGGCGAGACACGAGGUUGCCACUCAUCUUGUUGAUACGCACAUGAUCGAGGAAGCCAUCAUCGUCGCAACAAACCGAACUAUCCCUGAAGGUGAACUCUUGUACGAGAUUCUCAGCCCCCAUUGGUUUAGAACCCUUUCAUUGAACGCCGCCGCACGCAAGCUCCUGGUCCCAGGUGUCAUUGCGAGAAUCGCUGGCUUUGGACCCACAAGCCCUUCUCUCGACUUCAAGGGUAACAAUGCCUUUAAGUUGAUUGACUGGUCAUACAAGAACUUCAACUUUCAGGACAAGUACAUCCCCAACGAUCUCAAGAAGCGUGGCUUCGACAUCAAGGGAGACAAGAGUGGCAAGUACAAGAACUACCCCUACGCCAACGAUAUGUACCUACUUUGGGGCAUCAUCCGCAACUUUGUCAAGACCGUCAUUGAGUCUCAGUACACAUCGGAUCAUGUCGUUCAGAAGGAUCCUUACAUUGGCAACUGGUGCAAGGAAAUUCAAACCAAUGGCCAGAUUCCAACCUUCCCAACCAUCACCACUGUCGAACAGCUCAUCGACGCAGUCACCAUGUGCAUCCACACAGCUUCACCACAGCACACUGCUGUCAAUUAUCUUCAGGACUAUUACUACAGCUUCGUCCCAGCCAAGCCACCUGCUCUCUGCACACCCCUGCCCAAGGACCUCAGCGCUCUGCAAGGCUACACGGAGAAGGAUCUCACUGCCGCUCUGCCUAUUGGUACCGAAGAUAUGAAGUGGAAGGACUGGCUUCUAGCUGCGCAGUUGCCAGAGCUACUCAGCUACAAGGUCCAGCAAGACUACAACCUGAUUACCUACGCCAAGUCGCUGUACAAUGUUAACAAGAACCGUACUAUCACUGAAAACACAAAGUUCAACUGCAAGACUAUCAAGAAGGCUGCUGCCGAUUUCUACAGUCAUCUCAAGAGCGCUGGAGUGGAGUUUGAGAACUAUUCCAAGGGACAGACUGCAGGCACUGUUGAGUAUCCUGUUCUACAGCCAGAGACCACUGCCAUCUCAAUCUUGAUCUAG
Molecule: messenger RNA, 2238 nt
Organism: Fusarium pseudograminearum CS3096
Lineage: Eukaryota; Fungi; Ascomycota; Sordariomycetes; Hypocreales; Nectriaceae
Exons: 2
Coding region: 1-2238 (745 amino acids)
Biological process (GO): lipid oxidation
Molecular function (GO): oxidoreductase activity, acting on single donors with incorporation of molecular oxygen, incorporation of two atoms of oxygen; metal ion binding
Source: RefSeq, a predicted model, not a curated record